This is a messenger RNA of Lonchura striata (white-rumped munia), 1043 nucleotides long. RefSeq names its product solute carrier family 25 member 34 (gene SLC25A34). NCBI's taxonomy places the organism in Eukaryota, Metazoa, Chordata, Aves, Passeriformes, Estrildidae. The record is from RefSeq and is a predicted model, not a curated record.
AUGGCGGCGGGGACCCUCGCCCCCCGCCCUGCCGACUCCCUGCAGGAAUUCCAGUACCCCCCCCAAAACAGCCCCCCGGCCGGGGGAGUGCCCCCGGCCACCGACCUGGUGCUGGGGGCCACGGCCGGGUGCUUGGCCUGCUUCCUCACCAACCCGCUGGAGGUGGUGAAGACGCGGCUGCAGCUGCAGGGCGAGCUGCAGCCCCCGGGCACGUACCCCCGGCCCUACCGCGGGGUGCUGCGGGCGGCCGUGGCCGUGUGCCGGGCGGACGGGCUGCGGGGGCUGCAGAAGGGGCUGGCGGCCGGGCUGCUCUACCAGGGGCUCAUGAACGGCGUCCGCUUCUACUGCUAUUCCCACGCCGAGGACGCCGGCUGGACCGGGUAUCCCGGCGGGACCGUGGCCGCCGGGGCCGUGGCCGGGGCGGUGGGAGCCAUCGUGGGCAGCCCCGCGUACCUGGUCAAGACCCACCUCCAAGCCCAGACACUGUCGGCCAUGGCCGUGGGCCACCAGCACAACCAUGAGAGCAUCUCCGGCGCUUUCAGGAGCAUCUACCAGCAGCACGGGGUGGUGGGGCUGUGGCGGGGGGUGUCGGGCGCCGUGCCCCGCGUGGCCGUGGGCUCGGCCGUGCAGCUCGCCACCUUCGCCUCCGCCAAGGACUGGGUCUGCGAGCGCCAGUGGUUCAGGAAGGGCAGCUGGGCAGCGGUGCUGGCGGGGGGCAUGGUGAGUGGUGUGGCUGUGGCUGUGACAAUGACACCUUUUGACGUGAUCAGCACGCGGCUCUACAACCAGCCGGUGGACGCCGACGGCACGGGCAAGCUCUACCGAGGUUUUUUGGAUUGUAUCCUGCAAAUCUCCAGCAAAGAGGGGCUGCUGGGCUUGUACAAGGGCAUCGGCGCCGUCUACCUCCGCCUCGGUCCCCACACCGUCCUCAGCCUUUUCUUUUGGGACAAGCUCAGGAACAUGGUUCAGCACUAGCGGCCCCCAGGGCUGUAGGACAGACUCCUGCCAGCACCACCACCGAUGUUAAUAAAGAGGUUUUUCUA